Molecule: messenger RNA, 943 nt
Organism: Drosophila subpulchrella
Lineage: Eukaryota; Metazoa; Arthropoda; Insecta; Diptera; Drosophilidae
Exons: 1
Coding region: 67-912 (281 amino acids)
Source: RefSeq, a predicted model, not a curated record
UAUGUGAACUUUUUAACAAGAACGCCACCAAUUUUUUAUAUAUAAAAAAUUUAUAUAUAUAUAAAAAUGUCUAACGACAAAGAAGUAUGCAGUGCUGGAAAUGAACCAAAAUGGAGUUCAGAAGGAGGCAUCCUUAAAGGACCAAAGAAUAAAAUGAUUACUUCCCAGGAAUGCAUGCAGUUGAAAAGAGAUCUGGAGUCCGCCUACAGUCAGGAUGAGUUCGAAGUUAGUCCCAUGAUCCUUUGUCUGAUGUUAACCUUUAUGCUUUUUGUGAUCGGCUUCUGGAUAUGGCUGAUAUCGAGAAGCUGCCUCUUUGCCCAACCCGAGGAGGUUAAGAAAAAAGACGAGACACAACAACGUCUUUCCGGGGGUUCAACUCCGAGUUCCAAAUCCCCAAUCGUUCGUUUUUUGGAUGGACCUACUCAUAACAAAGCUUCUUCGACUAGCGGACUCCAAAAAGCCAGUUCCAAUAUCUCGUCAAGAAUCAACAGGACCCCGCGAUUUUGGAAAAAUAGUCCCAUGGGCGUUUGUCGGGAUAUUUCUUACGGAGAUGGCAGCCAAGGCAUUUUGAAAGCUAACUACUGUACUUUAAUGCAAUUGCCAGAAACAUCGCCAGUAUUAGUCCAUACAGCCGCAGAAACUGAGUCGGGAGCUAUUACAGAAACGAUAUCGGUAUCAUCAAUACAGAGGGCCACCAAAUCUUCCCCCACUUACAGCGGUCCAAGGGCCUCAAAGUUAAGGAAUGAUAGGGGAUUGGACAUGCCCUCUAGUCAAGCUGUAGCUGGGUCACCAUUAAACUACGACAGUAUGCCCCCAAACUUUGGAAGGGAAAGCUCUUCACCCAAAAGGAAGUACACCAUAAAGUGGGCAAAUUUAAUGAGGCGUGGCCGAAAGAAUCUCUCCGAAACUUAAGGACCUCAGUAAAUUUAUAUUUAUUGGAUAA